AUGGCGCAUGGCGUCCAGAAUAAACCUAAGAAUGAACCUAUACCUGACGACAGCCUCCCGUUCUAUCCGGCAUACUGCUACAAGGCAUCACCGACGCACUUCACAUGGGUGAAGCUGACUGCUGUGAAUGUCCAUCGCCUGACUCGUCGAGAGGGAUAUGAAGGACAGAACAUACAUUUUUACAAAAACCACCCUAUCCAAUUCAUCUGUUUGGCGGGUGUGAUUGUUUCUCGUGACGAGCAGUUCCGAAGAACGAUAUUGACACUAGACGAUAGUUCAGGGUCAAAUAUCGAAAUCGUAUGCUCAAAGAAACAAUUUGAUCUGCCGGUUUCCCAGCCGGCCCAGGCCGAGGUUAACCCUACUGUAAUGGCUACGAGCACUGCACAGAUCUCGGGGUACAUUACAUCCACCACCAAAGAGGCUUUAGAAAUUAGCUCUCUCGUUCCUGGCGUAGUUGCCAAGUUUAAAGGGACCGUGGUAACGUUUCGCGGCAUGAGACAGCUCCAUCUAGAGCGUUUCGUGCUUCUUCCUGAUAUGGCUAGGGAGAUGAAGUUCUGGGAAGAACGGACACGGUUCUUGGUUGAUGUGCUUUCUGUGCCGUGGCAUUUGACUGAAGAGCAGGUCGAGCAGUUGAGGAUUGAGGGUGCAGGGCUAGAGGAGAAGAAGAUUAAGAGGUCUAGGGCUAGAGAGGAGAGGGCAAGACGUGAUAAGAAAACGGCUGAGAGGGAAGAGAAGGACUAUGAGCGGAUUGUUAGGAGGUACCAGAGGGAGGAGGAGGUGAGGAGGAAGUAUGCCGAGUUGAGUAGGAAGGUUAGUGCCAGGUUUAAAAGGCCUAGAGGAAGAUGA
Nannizzia gypsea CBS 118893 is the source of this 846-nucleotide messenger RNA. Its product is annotated as OB-fold nucleic acid binding domain-containing protein. The record is from RefSeq and is a predicted model, not a curated record. Bases 1 to 846 code for a protein of 281 amino acids. Lineage: Eukaryota; Fungi; Ascomycota; Eurotiomycetes; Onygenales; Arthrodermataceae. The transcript has 2 exons.